AUGAUGAUGGUAGGAUCGCGCAUCCUGUUCGCGGACAUCUGUGGCUUCACAUCUCUAUCGGACCAGUGCACCGCUGAGGAACUGGUGCGCCUGCUGAACGAACUCUUCGCCAGAUUCGACCGUCUAGCGGCUGAGCACCACUGCCUGCGCAUCAAGCUCCUGGGCGACUGCUACUAUUGCGUAUCUGGCCUGCCAGAGGCCCGCGAUGACCAUGCCAAAUGCUGCGUUGAAAUGGGCCUCGACAUGAUUGAUGCCAUUGCUCUGGUACGUGAGGUGAUGGCUGUGAACGUGAACAUGCGCGUGGGCAUCCACACCGGCCGUGUUCACUGCGUGGUGCUCGGCCUGCGCAAGUGGCAGUUCGAUGUGUGGUCCAAUGAUGUUACUCUAGCCAACUACAUGGAGAGUGGUGGCGUUGCUGGGCGUGUCCACAUCACCAAGGAAACGCUGCAGUGCCUCGGCGACGAUUACAAGGUGGAGCCGGGCAACGGCGGACAGCGCAACGCCUACCUCAAGGACCACAACAUCGAUACCUACCUGAUUGUGCCCGACGAUACCAGCCGAGUGGAUAAAAAGCCGCAGCACUCGUUCUCGCUGAAUGGCAACAUCUCGAAGGAGAUGCGCGUGAUGGGCCAUGGCUCGCAGCACGGCAAGAACUCGGCCAAGAACGGAGCGGACCCGGCUACCGAGAACAAAAAGCCGGAGGACGAGGUGAACGAAUAUCUGAUGAAGGCCAUUGACGCGCGCUCCAUCGACCGACUCCGCGCCGAGCACUGUAAGCCCUUCACGCUCACCUUCCGUGAUGACAAGCUGGAGAAAAAGUACACCGCGGAACGAGAUCACAUGCUGAAGAUUUACUACAUGUGUACAAUAGCGGUGUACAUUGCCGGCGUCGGUGCACAACUGAUGUCGUUCAACCUCUCUCCGGCUGGCAUCGCGAGCAUACUCUUCAGUGGAGUCAUCAUCUUCUCCCUCACCUAUCUCGUCCUUUGCAUCGAUUUCGAGCACACGAACGUGAGACUGAAGCGUAUGGCACACCGCGUGCACCACAACCGCACGCUCGCACAACUAACGUCAUUCGCCGUCGUGUUCGUUUUCAUCCUCCAGAUCCAAGUCGUCAUGGUACAAGGCCUAUUUGAUGUCAACCGUGAAGCUGGAGAGAGAGGUGGGAAGAAGUCGGAAUUCUGCGCCUAUGAUAUGAAUGAGCACUACCUACAACUGACGCUGAUGGCGAUGUUCCUGUGCGCUGUACACCAAAUCCUCAUCACCAUGGUGAAGCUGUUCCUCCUGCUCGCCACUUGCAUUACCUACAUAGUCAUCAGCACGCAGGAGCACAUCGACAACGUUGAACCAGCUCAGGAUUAUGAGAACCGAUGCGGACUAGAUUGGGACCAACAAUGGACUAACAUCGCCAUUGCGCUCGGUGCCACGGUGGCGCUGCUGUUGCACUCCCAACAAACAGAGAGCACUUACAGACUGGACUUCAUCUGGAAACUACAGGCUAACGAUGAGAAGGAAGAAAUGGAACACCUCGAAGCGUACAACCGCAAGUUGCUGGCGAACAUUCUUCCUGAGCACGUGGCACAACACUUCCUCAACAGUGACAAGAAUAUCGAUGAACUGUACCAUGAACAAUGCGAGUCUGUGUGCGUAAUGUUUGCAUCCAUCCCGAAUUUCUCCGAGUUUUAUGUGGAACUCGAGGGAAAUAACGAGGGCGUGGAGUGCUUGCGCCUCCUUAACGAAAUUAUUGCCGAUUUUGACGAAAUCCUUGCCGAGGAACAGUUCCGUUACAUUGAAAAGAUUAAAAGCACUGGCGCUACGUAUAUGGCUGCGUCAGGUCUGACAGCGGCUACCCGGGAUCUCCACGGAUACCGUCACGUGACUGCAAUGGCAGACUACGCACUGCGGCUUCGAGAGCAACUGCAAUAUGUCAACGAGCACUCAUUCAACAGCUUCCGCAUUCGGAUCGGCAUCAACAUCGGCCCGGUGGUAGCUGGAGUCAUCGGGGCACGCAAACCUCAGUACGACAUCUGGGGUAAUGCUGUUAACGUAGCCUCGCGGAUGGAUUCCACUGGAGUGCUCGAUCAAAUACAGGUAACUCAGGAGGUGUAUGAGAUCCUGUCUUCCCGAGGCUACAAACUACGAUGCCGCGGGAACGUCGACGUGAAAGGAAAAGGAAAUAUGGUUACCUUCUUCCUCGAUGGGGUCGGCGAUUCCGAAUCCUUCCGCGCUAGGGAAGCGGCAUGUAACGCUCAAGCCCAAGAUAUCUACAGGAAUCCACAGCCAUCUACUUCUGGGGAAAGCACUGUAAAAGUCGAUGCAAAAGUCAAUACCGAAGUCGAUGCUAAAGUCGAUGCAACGUUCAAUGAGGAACCUGGAAGCAGCAGCCGCCCUACCCGCCCUCUCGAGACUCUCUCGGAGGGACAUACUGAUGAGGAACCCGGACCAUCCCCCAGGGCAUCUAGUCCAAGUGAAAUUAAGAACGGCGACGUUAAUGGACCAGUAGCCUCCGGCAGCGCGUCGCGCGAGAGUGUCGUGCAGGCGGUGCGAUCACGAGUACAGCAGCGCCUGGAGCGGCCGAUGUCACUGGCCGACCAGACUGGCCUGCCCACACUCUACUCGUUACUAAACUCCCGCGCUUAUUCCACCGAAUUCGACGCUGCAAAAACCACCAAUAAGAACAACCUUUCACUGAGCGAUGUAAAGACGGCCGUAGCGACUACGCGCAGCAACGGCGAGAUCGAAUCCCUACUUGAAGCAGAACCUCGGCGAGCUAAUAGUCUCGCCGACUUCUUGUUCCGAAGACGGAACAAUCGCAACAACGCUGUCGUCAACGUUAUCGAGAACCCUAUGCACUCGAUGCUUGACGCUACUGACGCCUCGGAUGAGGCCACUGCCUAA
Arctia plantaginis is the source of this 2898-nucleotide messenger RNA. The record is from the annotation of a GenBank genome assembly. NCBI's taxonomy places the organism in Eukaryota, Metazoa, Arthropoda, Insecta, Lepidoptera, Erebidae.